AUGGAGGAAACCAGCAACAACAGCUCUGAGAAGGGAUUUCUUCUUCUAGGAUUUUCAGACCAGCCCCAGCUGGAGAGGUUCCUUUUUGUCAUCAUAUUGCACUUUUACAUCUUAAACCUUUUGGGAAACACUUCUAUCAUAUUGGUAUCUUAUCUGGACCCCAAACUCCAUACGCCGAUGUAUUUCUUCCUGAGCAACCUCUCCUGUGUGGACAUCUGCUUCACCACCAGUGUUGCCCCACAGCUGCUGGUCACCAUGAAUAAGAAAGAUAAGACCAUGAGCUAUGGUGGAUGUGUGGCCCAGCUAUAUGUGGCCAUGGGCUUAGGCUCAUGUGAGUGCAUUCUUCUGGCAGUCAUGGCUUAUGACCGCUAUGCUGCUGUCUGCUGGCCACUGCACUACACAACCAUCAUGCACCCUAGGCUCUGUGCAUCUCUGGCCAGUAUGGCAUGGUUCAGUGGCCUUGUUACCUCCCUAAUUCAGUGCUCCCUUACUGUGCAGCUGCCCCUUUGUGGUCAUCGCAAACUGGACCACAUUUUCUGUGAGGUGCCAGUGCUCAUUAAACUGGCCUGUGUGGACACAACUUUCAACGAAGCAGAACUCUUUGUGGCCAGUGUAGUCUUUCUCAUUGUCCCUGUGUCACUCAUUUUGGUCUCCUAUGGCCUUAUAACCCAAGCUGUGCUGAGGAUCAAAUCAGCUGCAGGGCGCCAGAAAGUUUUUGGGACCUGCUCCUCUCACCUGGUUGUUGUCAUCAUUUUCUAUGGGACUAUUAUCUUCAUGUACCUUCAGCCAGCCAAAAGUAGCUCCAAAAAUCAGGGAAAGUUUGUUUCUCUUUUCUACACCAUAGUUACCCCACUUUUAAAUCCCAUCAUCUACACACUGAGAAACAAAGAUGUAAAAGGGGCCUUGAGGGUGCUGAUUACAGGAAAAGCUCUUGGGCCACAACCAAGGGAUUACUGA
Otolemur garnettii (small-eared galago) is the source of this 957-nucleotide messenger RNA. RefSeq names its product olfactory receptor 2G6. The transcript has a single exon. The record is from RefSeq and is a predicted model, not a curated record. The coding region runs from base 1 to 957 and encodes 318 amino acids. Gene Ontology annotation, biological process: G protein-coupled receptor signaling pathway. NCBI's taxonomy places the organism in Eukaryota, Metazoa, Chordata, Mammalia, Primates, Galagidae. Gene Ontology annotation, cellular component: membrane. Gene Ontology annotation, molecular function: G protein-coupled receptor activity; olfactory receptor activity.